AUGAAUAUUAAUUGCAUAGGAGAAAAAACCUUAGACUUUAAAAACCUGGAGGACGUUCUGACGGCCCACGACUGUAGGAAUGAAGUUACGUUCCCCACGCGAGUUAGUUCUCACUCGUCCACGGCACUCGACCACGCAUACACUAAUGUGGAGAUGGCCAUGACACAAAACUCGUGCAGAACUAUGUGGCAUAUAGUAAAUAAAGAAAGGGGGAAAAAUGUACGGCUACCUGUAGACUUCACAGAACUUGUAGUGGAUUCAAAUGGCGUAAAAUAUAGUACAAAAAAAGAAGCGGUAGAUGCUAUGAAUGCUAGGUUCGUUGGUGCCGCGAUGGCGUGCGGAGCCCCCCGCGCUGACCUUGACCGAGUCCGCGAUCAGCUGAGCACGACGAGCGCCCCCGCAGACCGCUCCAUAAGACUGAUGCCUUUCACCUGUGAUGAAGUCUACACCAUAAUAACGUCCCGAAUACCCCAUAAAACAAGUAAAGACAUUUAUGGCGUAUCCAUGGAUCUGUUGAAUGCUGUCGCCGGUUCUUUAUCUCCGGUACUCACGCACUUGUAUAAUUUAUGCCUAAGAGAUGGAUCAUGCCCAAAAUCCCUAAAAAUAAGUAAGGUCUCUCCCCUUUUCAAAGGGAAAGGAAAAAGAGAAUGUGAGGAUGCGUACCGGCCAGUGUCUAUCAUUCCGUGCGUUGCUAAGGUGCUGGAAAAUGGGUUGUGUCAGCGACUGACAGCAUUCUUAAAUGAGAUAAAUACAUUGUCUGACCGCCAGUAUGCGUACAGGUCCGGCCGCUGCACUACCGACCUAGCGCGUGAAGCCAUACAUAAGGUAAUGGAUGCCCUGGAGAGGAAACAGCAAGUUGCGAUGCUAUGCUGUGACCUCUCCAAAGCAUUCGAUGUGGCCGACCACGACAUAAUUGCCGCCAAGUUGCUACACUACGGCAUACGCGGCAAAGCUCAUAGCCUCCUGCCUCCUCACUGA
Cydia splendana is the source of this 978-nucleotide messenger RNA. RefSeq lists its product as uncharacterized. Bases 1 to 978 code for a protein of 325 amino acids. The transcript is spliced from 2 exons. The record is from RefSeq and is a predicted model, not a curated record. Lineage: Eukaryota; Metazoa; Arthropoda; Insecta; Lepidoptera; Tortricidae.